UUUUUAACAGUUUUUGGUAAGGCUGUUAAGGUACAUGCUUAUAUCAAUCAAAGGGCAUUGUUGUUGAAUAUGAUGAGGAGAUACACAAAGCAAAGAAAUUUGGUAAAACCCGCCAAGACAAGAUUCGCAACAGCUUUUUUGACUUUGUAUAGUUUUUAUAUGCAAAAGAAAAAAUUGAAAACCUUGUGUAUGUCAACUGAAUGGAAUGAGAGUAUCUAUUCAAAGGAAACUCUUGGUAAAGAAGUUGCGAGACACAUCAUUAGUCCAUUUUUUUGGAAUGACGUUGUUCAAGCACUUAGAGUUGGUGGUCCUUUAAUUCAUGUACUUCGUAUGGUGGAUGGGGAGAAAAAACCACCAAUGGGUUACAUUUAUGAAGCCAUGGACAGGGCCAAAGAAAGUAUUGAAAAGGCAUUCAAUUAUGAUACAAGGAAAUAUAAGAGUGUUUUUGAAAUCAUUGAUGCAAGGUGGACAGAUCAACUUCAUCAACCUUUGCAUGCAGCGGGACACAUUUUGAACCCAGGGCUCUAUUAUAAAAAUAAUGACAUGAAGACUUUAACUGAAGAUGUGUGGCAGGGAUAUCAUAAAUGUGUUGAGAGGAUGAUCCCAGAUAAAAAUUUGCAAGACAAAAUAGGGGAGGAGCUUGGUGUGUACAUGAAAGCGGAUGGCCUACUUGGAAUUGAAUCAGCCAUUAGAGCUAGAACCUUAAGGUCACCAGGUGAGAAUUUCAUCUUUUAAUUGUGUUUAAAGCUUCAACUUUUAAGUUAUUACACAUCUUUUAAAAUAACUCUUCUACAGUUGAAUGGUGGAUGCAAUAUGGUCAUAAUGUCCCAAACUUGCAACAGUUUGCUAUUAGAGUGCAAAGUUUAACUUGUAGCGCAUCCGGUUGUGAGAGAAAUUGGAGCGUGUAUGAACAUAUUCAUAGUAAAAAGAGAAAUAGGCUUGAGUUGACACGCCUCAAUGAUCUAGUGUUCAUCAAAUAUAAUAGAACAUUGGCGCGUCGUUACAAUGCUCGUAAUACCAUUGAUCCAAUUUUGUUGGAUAGUAUUGAUGAGGCAAAUGAAUGGUUAACCGGAGCACCCCAAGAUCACCAAGAUGAAGAAGUGUAUGAAGGAGAAAGUCUCACUUAUGGUGAUGUUUCUAUGGCAAGUGGUGUUGAGGAGAAUAUUUAUAGUUUUAGGAGGAGUACUUUAAGGGGCAAUGAAAGAGGAGCUAGAGGUUCCAGUUCAAGUCGAAACCUUGUUGAUGAGCCUUCUGAUGAUGAAGAAGAUGAUGACCAAGUAGAACCCUUGGUUAUGGCACUUGAAGAGUUUGAGGAUCUUGUUGAAGAAUAGGAGUUUGAUUCUUUUGUGAUUUAAUUAUGUUUUUGAUUUUUUGCUUUAUAUGUUAUGACUUAUGAGUAUUAUUGACUAUCUAUUUACUUUUAAUCUAAGAAUAUAUUACCUCUAUUCAGUUAUUUAAUAUUUUUUUAUUUUUAUACUAAAUAUCGCUUUACUUAAAAAAAGCGCGCGCUUCGCUUCUCGCUUCUGUGAAGCGAGCCCUCGUCGCUUUUUUCCGCUUCUCGCUUCCCAAAACACUGCCUCUAACAUGGAAGUCCCAAGCCCAAACCAUUAGGCCACCCCGAAGGGUAUGAUCGGUGUUUUGAAGAUCAAGGAAACUCUAUUCAGAAAAUCAAGAUGAACUGUUUACUUUUGUUUCAUUAUUGGUGUAAACAAGGUGUUGUAAAUGGAAAAGGACAGAAACUGCCCCUGCUCUAUUGGAUUUGGUUUAAAACCCCUACCAUACUCUGAUGGUUCAAACUCCUAAACAAUUAACAAGGUCCAAAUAUUGCCCAACGCACUAACAGCAAAAACCGAGUCGGGGUAUUUGAACCUUUUUAAUUGCUUAGGGGUAAUAUUUGAACCAUUUGAAUUGUUCAGGGGCAUGUUUAAAAUUAUUUCAUUUGCUGCUAAAUUUGAAUAUCUCAUCCACUUGGCAUAAGACACAACUGAAGAAAAAUAUUAAGAAGUAUAGGCUAAAGUAGAGAGAAGUAUUGAAAACAUCCCUAAACUAGGCGCAAAUUAUUAGUUUCAUCCUUAAACUAUUCAUAGCCUUAAAAACACCCCUUUACUUGACUAACUGAACUUAAAAACACCCUCGAUCUUGCAACAUCAGUGAAAUACACCCCUAAAUUCUCAUCAAAUUUAGGGGUGUUUUUAACACUUCUCUCGACUUUUUAUUAUUAGCCCAUACUCCUACAAGAAUUUGAGAUCACUGAUCGGGGUGUAUCUAAGUUUAGUUAGUCAAGUAGAGGGGGUGUUUUUAAGGCUGUCAAUAGUUCAGUGACGAAACUAACAAUUGGCGCCAAGUUCAGGGGUAUUUUCAAUACUUUUCUUGCUAAAAAAAUAAUAUUAGCAUAUCAUGUUUCUCUAAAAGAAUUCUCCAAUAAGAUUAUAGUAGUAAGAUCCGGAUAAAAUAAAGUUUCACGGAAUCGGGAGUGGGUGUCCAGUUAGAGGGUGGAUCUAGAGGUCGGAUCUUUCAUGAUCAAACUAAAGAUUCGGGGGUAUGGAUACAUGUAUGGAAAUGGGUGCAGAGAUUCAGCUAAAAAUAAUUUAGAUAUCUAAUAAGAGAGGCAUUAGUCGACCUAACUCUAGAGGUCGAAAAUAAAUUAUCCAUAGAAGAGAGAGUUGAUGAUACAAGGGCUUGUGAAUCGCAAGAAGCUGAAAGGGAUUUACAAAUCCAACUGAUAAUCAACGCAGAGCCUGUGAAUAUUCAAUCACCCAACACCCAAGAAGUAGUGGAAACAGAAGCUUCAAAUUGGGUUAACUCCCAUAUCUUAGAGCUGAGCAACACCUACGGGGUAGCUUUUGUAGGUUCCGAGAAAGAAACACUAGCUCUUCUUAUGAGAAUUGAUGAAAGGAAAGCUGCUUUAGAUUUUUAAAAAAAGGCUAAGAGAAGACAACUACAACUCCAAAAAGUAGAGGAAUUGGCAAGAAUGAGUUAAGAAAUCUAAAAUCAAACUUGAAUGAAGUGGUAGAAGGGGCCAGGAACAGUGGGAGAAAUUUAUCUUUGACUUAUAAAUGAAAGUCAAAUUAAUCACUUGGAAUGUGAGGGGGCUCAAUAGACAGAGUAGCAGAGUACUGAUCAAAAGUUUAUUUCAGAAAUGGAAGGCAAACAUAUAUUGCUUGCAAGAAACAAAAGUACAUACGGGAGUAGAAGACUUAGCCAAACAGCUUUGGUCAUGCAGAUGGAUGAAAUGUGGGUAUAUGGAGGCAGAAGGUAGCAAAGGGGGGAAUCUUAAUCAUGUGGGACAGUAGGAACUAGGGGGGGGCUCAAGUCGAGAUGGGUCAACAUUUCAUGGUCCACAUACCAGAGAAGAGAAAUUGGCUUGCUGGGAAGAGAUAUUUGCAGUUAAAGAAUUAUGUGGGGGACAUGGGGUGGCAUGUGGUGAUUUCAACACAAUCAGAAGUAUGGGGUAAAGAAGAGGGUGCAAUAGAAUCACUAAUGUAAUGACUGAUUUUACAAGUUGGAUCGAAGAAAUGGAACUGCAUGAUCCUCACAUGAGUGGAGGAAAAUUCACAUGGUUCAAGGGAGUCAAUCAUCCUAGUGCGGCCAGACUCGAUAAAUUCUUGUUCUCUAUGGAGUGGGAGGAGAGCUUUAAGAACAUUACACAAAAGCUAAUGACUUGAGCAAUGUCUGAUCACUGACGAGACUGGGAACAUAAAAGAUCAAACUUUAAGUUUGAAAAUUGGUGGUUAAAAGUGGAGGGGUUCAAGGAAUUGGUACAUUCAUGGUGGAAUGAGUUCACUGUGGAAGGAUGUCCAGAUUACAAGCUAAAUGUUACACUUAGAAGGCGGAAUGACCUGAGAGACCCCCGUACUUGUAUUUGUUUGUCAGUUGAACCCUUAUACUCGUUACUUUGCCAAAUGAACCCUUAAACAUGAUGAAACUCUAUUUUUUAAACCCCUCUGACCAUUGAUCGAGCUUAUGUAGCAUUAAAAUGGUUUUGGAUAAACGCGUGAUCACACGCAUUUUGAAGCAAGUGAAUACAAUUUUUUUAUUUUAAAAAUCUCAAAAUUAUAAGACAAAACAAUAAUAAUAAAUUU
This is a messenger RNA of Solanum tuberosum (potato), 4082 nucleotides long. RefSeq lists its product as uncharacterized. The transcript has 2 exons. NCBI's taxonomy places the organism in Eukaryota, Viridiplantae, Streptophyta, Magnoliopsida, Solanales, Solanaceae. The record is from RefSeq and is a predicted model, not a curated record. Gene Ontology annotation, molecular function: protein dimerization activity. Bases 807 to 1331 code for a protein of 174 amino acids.